AUCGAGUUCGCGUGAGAUUAGUUGCGGAGUCGUUUAUCCCGAAAAUGAUCUCUGCGUCGGGUAAUGUUCUUAUUCUGUUUCACCUGUAAACGAUUGUUUAUGGAUUUUGUAUGAGGUAUCGAAACGGUCAUCGGAUAACGUCCAUCGCGGAGAAAUUUCCCUGUCCAAGAGCAGAGAUGGAGAGUUCUGAAGAGCCGACGAGUCUGCAAUCUAUAUGUCAUUUGCAUGCUUCGGAAUUAUUUCCAAAGCAUACACACUUUGAGUGUGAAGAUCAAACUCUGACAGUUCCAUUUAAUCCUUUAAGUGGAGAGUCGAUUGUAGUGCUUGGACGUACGACAGACGGGGUGUUAGCUCUUUCCAACUAUAGACUUUAUCUACAAUUAAGUCAAACUUGUUACAACAUCCCAUUGGGUUUAAUAGAGCAACUGGAAGUCAGAGAGAUUUUCUUUUUACACAUUGGAUGCAAAGAUGCGCGUUCCCUUAGCUGUGCUUUUUCCACGAAUGAACAUUGUUUGGAAUGGUAUAAGCGCCUACACAAAGUUACUUACCCAAGAAAGAGCAUAGAGGAUAUAUUUGCCUUUGCAUAUUAUGCCUGGUCUGUCGAGGAGGGUAAAGAUUUUUCUACGCUUGGAAAAGACACUUCAUCGUAUGUUGCUACUUUUAAUUCAGAGGUGGAACGACUGAAAUUUAAUGUACAUGGAACAUGGCGCAUUAGUCAGAUCAAUAAAGAUUAUCGAAUGUGUCCAUCGUAUCCGCCACUGCUUUUAGUUCCUUCUCGCAUUUCCGACAUUAUUCUGGAGGAAGUGGCGAAAUUUCAGAGGCAUGUGACGAAUGGUGCGGUAAUAGCGCGAAGUAGUCAACCUGAAGUCGGUUGGCUUGGUUGGCGAAAUCCACACGACGAGAAUCUGUUGAAAGCUCUUUCGGAUGCGUGUUCCUACGAUAAAGGUGAAUCGACGAUGGUGGAUUCUUCCAUUGAUGUCGUUAACAAUACCUCCAUCACAGCGAUCAAUACCAAAAAAGUUUUAAUCGUGGACGCCAGAUCGUACACAACCGCCGUGGCUAAUAGAGCACGUGGCGGUGGCUGCGAAUGUCCAGAAUAUUAUCCCAGUUGCGACAUACAGUUUAUGAAUUUACCAAACAUCCAUUCUAUACGAAAGAGCUUUCACGCGGUGAGGCAGCUUUGCGCAUCGGACACGGAUCAACCCAACUGGCUCAGUCUUUUAGAAGGGACACGGUGGUUACAGCACAUGUCUGGAUUAUUACGCGCAGCAGUGACUGUAGCAUCUGCGAUCGAAAGAGAUGCCCGACCGGUAUUAGUGCAUUGCAGCGACGGAUGGGAUAGGACACCUCAGAUAGUCGCUUUAGCGCAGAUCCUGCUCGAUCCUUAUUAUCGAACUAUGGAGGGAUUCCAAAUUUUAUGCGAGAGAGAAUGGUUAGACUUUGGACAUAAAUUCGCGGAUCGAUGUGGACAAACAGUUGGUUGCGAAGAUCCGAAUGAACGAUGCCCAGUAUUUUUGCAGUGGCUGGACUGUGUGCACCAGUUAAGUCGACAAUUCAAAUGUAGUUUUCAGAUGUCGCCAGCGUAUCUCGUGAAGUUGGCGCAGCAUACGUAUUCACAACUUUUCGGCACAUUUCUUUGCAACACGAGACAAGAGAGGUUACAACUAAGAAUACGGGAGCGUACUUUUUCAGUUUGGCGCUUCCUGAAUUCCAGUUCGUUCGUAAACCAUUUGUAUUCACCUUUGAAGAAUAAAGUAUUAUGGCCAAGCUGUAACGUACGAGACCUUGUUUUGUGGUCCGAGGUGUAUUUAGAUUCUAUGGAAUCGUCUGUCGGCACGAGGGACGAUAAGCAGAGGGUAACUAUGAUAGACAUCGAGCGUGGGGAGAACGAAGAACUUCAGGGACAAAUGACUAAAACUCGGUCGUACGGAGAUCUUAUGCAUGCACCCGAUCACACGGCCUAUCUUCACCGUAGACUCAGCGACCCAAGUAUUUCGAUGGAAAAAAAACUUGAUUCUUUGACACUGGAAGCCGAAACGAUAGAUAGAGCUGCGAUACACGCGGAAGACUGUAAGAUUUCGGAAUGCAUGGAAAAAACCAGCUCGGAGAACGACGAGGAUGAGAAGAAGUCGAAGCGACCGAACGUCACGACGACCGUUCAAACGUCAAACGAUUCGCCAGCGAAUCCUUCAGUAGACAGUUCGACGGACACGUUAAUACCUAGCAACGAUUCUUUACCCGAUGCUACCACCACCGAUAAACAACAAACCAGGCCGCAGAAAAAUUCACCGCAAGACAUCGUUUCAUCGUGGAUCGAGACAAAUUCGGUCGGUCGUACCGUUUGCUCUUGCAGUCGCACCACCUACAAUCACAAUCACAAUCACAAUCACGAGGGCAGCGAUCUUAGCGAUACUAGCGCACCAUUAAUAUCAAGAACGCCUAGCAGCGUUUGUCCGGCUUCGCCGGUACAUCAAGACCCGAUUCCGGAUAAUCCUGACCGAUUGGACGACGUUGACGGUCUUCCCAUAAUACAUUGCGAGGUUCAGAUGCGCGUGCAACAGAUUAUAGUGGAACAUAAGCUGAAAGAGGAAGCAUUGGGAAAGGAAUUACACACAACAAGGCUGGCUUUGAUCAAACAAGUUUGCAAUCAUAACGCGGAUACCGAUCGCAUCGACGAUAUCGGAUCGUUGCCCGAUUCGGUGGGUAGUGCCGGUGAUCACGGUGAGUCGUUGCCAUCGGACAUAUCUUGGGAAGCGGUCGAAGAAUUGGGGCCGGCUCCUACGCUGUGGGUACCCGAUCACGCGGUGACUCGGUGCAUGGGUUGCGAUACGGAAUUUUGGCUCGGGAGACGCAAACACCAUUGCAGAUGCUGCGGCAAGAUCUUCUGCGCGGAUUGUUCGGAAAACUCGACACCGUUGCCUAGCGAGCAACUCUACAAUCCUGUGAGAGUUUGCAGCGACUGUUUCUCACAAAUUCAUCGGCACACGAGCCCCUGUCAGUGUAACAGCAACAGCAACAGCAACAGCAACGGCAACAGCAACGCUCGUCACCCGAACAAAGGAGAAAACGAUGCGGAUCUCUCGACCAAUUCCGACGGCUUAAUUACUUGUCAAAGACCGAUUGGUUUAAACGUGUCAACAGACAGCUGUUGCGACAACUUGUUGCAGAUUGCGCAUCAAAAGACUCCACAAUCACCACCGGUCACAGCAGCCACGGUAAAUUGAGAAAUCACCACGAAGAACUUUCGGCGAAGAUCUUUCGGGUUUCGAUUUGGCUUUCGACGACGAGACGGCAUACACCACGGACCUUCCGUAUUUGGUACGGUUCCGUUUCGUUUCGUUUCGUUCCGUUCAGUUCCGUUCAGUUCCGUUCAGUUCCGUUCAGUUCCGUUCAGUUCCGUUCCGUUGUAUGCAAACGCAUACGUCGCGUUUUAUCGUGUCUACAUGUAUAUUGAUAAGGUACACAAACGUUGUACAAUACCGCGCGAUCGUCGCACUAGAUUCUUUUCAGGCGAUCCAAUAUUUAUUGUUAGAGUAAUAAUUUGUACGAAGAAGUGUAUAGAGUCACAGAGAAAAUGAGUCAGUAUACGAGAGGUUGUAUAUACCUUAGUAGUGCGUAAUUCGAUUCAACGAGACAAGCAACCGGCUUCUUCGGACGAGACUAUUCGAAUUUCCCCGUUUUUGGACAUCUUAUAGUUACGAGAGACAGCAAGACGAGGCAAAGGAACACUUUGGAUAGGCUGUGACUGACGUCUACUUUUAGACAUCGUACGAAGCGCGCUUUUAAUUAGCCAUCGAUCAAUCGGUGGAACAACUCGUUGAUCAUGAGUAGUUGGAUUACGAGACGAGUAAACUGUAUUUGUAUAUUGCCGCUGUUUAUGAGAAUUGGAACAUUAAAUGUCAUUAUCGUAAGUGAUUCUGUUACUUGUCUUUGUUUCUCUCUCUCUCUCUCUC
This is a messenger RNA of Dufourea novaeangliae, 3953 nucleotides long. RefSeq names its product myotubularin-related protein 3. Gene Ontology annotation, molecular function: metal ion binding; phosphatidylinositol-3,5-bisphosphate 3-phosphatase activity; protein phosphatase binding. The record is from RefSeq and is a predicted model, not a curated record. Gene Ontology annotation, biological process: dephosphorylation; regulation of autophagy. NCBI's taxonomy places the organism in Eukaryota, Metazoa, Arthropoda, Insecta, Hymenoptera, Halictidae.